Drosophila innubila is the source of this 637-nucleotide messenger RNA. RefSeq names its product DAZ-associated protein 2. Lineage: Eukaryota; Metazoa; Arthropoda; Insecta; Diptera; Drosophilidae. The record is from RefSeq and is a predicted model, not a curated record. The transcript is spliced from 3 exons. Bases 94 to 540 code for a protein of 148 amino acids.
UCAAAUUAACUGUAACCUUUAUCUGAAAGGUGGCAACGUCUUUCGCAUAACUAUCUAUUAUUCUACAAAUUUUAUUGAAGUAAAAACAAAGAAAUGUCCAGGCCAAAUGCAGAGAAAAGCGUCGAGGGCGCUAGCGUGCCACCUUACACAUUUCAAUAUGACAACAAUGCCUCCAUGCGAGCUCCGCCUCCAUCAUAUGAGCAGAGCCAACAGCAACGACCCAAUUAUGGACAGCUUCCAGAUGGGCCUGGGAUGCAAAUGCACAUUCCUCGAAAUCAGUAUUACGGGAUGACGCAUCAUCAGCAGUUGCCUGCUUUGCAUCAAGGUGCUGGCUAUGGUUUAGUUGGACCCAGCACCUCAUCGGGGGCAGCUGCGUCGCGUGUGUUGAACGUGGAUUCGCGGGCCGAGUUGCGUACCACAUCGUCGGGAGCUGUACUCAUACCACCACCGCCUCCCGGAUGUUUGCCAACUCCGGCACAAUUGGCGGCGAUGCAGGGACAACCUGUCGUCUUGCAGCAAAAGAAACGUUCGUUUUUCUAGACCGAUGAAGUUACCGCAACAUGCAAUUACUCGAAUGCCUCUUAAUUAUUAUAUGCUUUUCAAAUUUAAAUUAAUAAACAUAUAUUAUUCGUCUCGU